UCAGCUGAUGUGGAUUCAAGGCAUCGAGGAAUUUCUAGUUGUCCUUUCACUAUCCUGACAUUUCCAGGCUUCGGGACAAUGAUACAGGAAAGCUGGACUGAGGGCUCCUCUGGCACUCUGGGAGGUUUUGGUUAUGGACACAAGGGCAAAUCCAUUGGAGAAGGCAGUGGCAACAAUGGAAUAGUCACCAGCAAUCCCAUGAUGGUUCAACAGCUGGGACCUCUUUCAUCUUCACCGAAUCAGCCUUCAACACCAUGCAGCCAGAUCAGCCCUAGCUUACACAGGUCUAUGGAUGCUUCCAGCCUGAGUGCUUCUCCAUCAGAUACAAGGUCACUCUUGUCAUGUGAGACUCUGGCCUCUACAACAUUAGGCUUGUCAGAAGGUCACUCUGCUCUGAGUGCUGAACAAGAGUGGUCACAUAGGUACAGGACACUUUCUUCCGUUCCUCCUGACCAUGGUUUACAAAAUGGCAGUGAGCUGGGGGACUUAAUAAAUUUUUCACCUGAAACAUCUACAUCCAGUGACUCAUUACCAUCCUACUUAUAUGGCAUGGAAAAUAAGAAUUCCCCUUACUCUAGUCCUUGCCAGUCCUCAGUCUGGUGUCAAUCAGCCCACUCCAAAAAGAGAGCACUCUCUGUAUCUCCUCUCUCUGACGGCAUUGGGAUUGAAUUCAAUACAAUAAUUCGUACAUCCCCAACUUCUCUGGUGGCCUACAUCAACAGCUCCAGGGCAUCGCCAGCAAACGUCUCCCCACAGCCUGAGGUCUAUGGACAUUUUUUGGGAGUGAGAGGAAGCUGUAUACCACAAAACUGCUCUGUUUCAACUGCCCAGAAAGGCUUCCACAUGGCGAAUGGCAGUGUCACUUUUCCAGGGUAUGUUGAGAACGGGACAGGUGAGUACCAGCGGAUGCAGCAGCUGGAGCAAGCCAGCUUGCAGAUGGUUGCCACAAAUAACAUGGUGAUUCAGCAGGGUGUGCUGCCCAUGGACAGCCAAGCAAUGGACGUCCUGAAAAACGUACAGCUGGGUGACUUCUCGGGCCCUAUUGUUGACAUGCCUCUUUCAGCCCCGGUGCUGCCACCGCCUCCUCCACAAGGGCCACCCCCGCCAUACCAUGCUUACCAGCGCCAGCACCCACACGGCCUCCCCAGCCACGUCCCCCCGGUGCAGGCGCUGCCUCCUGCCCCAGGCACCCUGCUGGAGGAAGAUGGAGAGCUGGAGGAUUUCAAUGGCAAGCAUGGCUGUUGCUGGGUUGACUGUGGGAAGCUGUAUGACCAUCAGGAGGAGCUUGUGCGGCACAUAGAGAAGAUCCACAUAGACCAGAGGAACGGAGAGGACUUCACCUGCUUCUGGGCAGGAUGCCCUCGAAGGUUCAAGCCAUUUAAUGCCCGUUACAAACUGCUGAUUCAUAUGAGAGUCCACUCAGGAGAGAAGCCGAACAAAUGCACAUUUGAGGGUUGCAAGAAAGCCUUUUCUAGACUAGAAAAUCUCAAGAUUCACUUAAGGACCCAUACGGGUGAAAAGCCUUACCUUUGCCAGCACCCUGGCUGCCAGAAGGCGUUCAGCAACUCCAGUGACCGCGCCAAGCACCAGAGGACACACUUGGACCCUAAACCUUAUACAUGUGAGAUUCCAGGAUGUACUAAGCGAUACACAGAUCCAAGUUCCCUGAGAAAACAUGUGAAAGCCCAUUCUUCCAAAGAUCAACAAGUCAGGAAAAAGUUGAGAUCAAGCUCAGAGAUUGGCCAGGACAUCCUGAAUGACUGCCUUGCAAUCCAGCCCCUCCAGCCAGCCCUGUCACCACAGGAUGCUGUAGAUAAUACCAUGGGACACUCCCCAGGGUCUGCUUGUGAUAUUUACCCAGCACCUGUGAUCCCCAGCACACAGAUAAAUCAAAGUGGAACAGCAGCUGGGGCAGUGUCCUUGUCCCACCCCAGCAGCCACUCUUCCCCAGGACAAAACAUACAGGGCAGUCCUCUGCAUCCUCCCCAGAUACCUCUUCUCACAGCUGCUGACUCAGAGAGGUUUGUUGCUCCAGCUCCUUCUCAUCACAUCAACCCCCAGAGAAUGUCCAUUCAACAUCCCAUGAUGCAGAGACAGACUUCACAACCUCCUCAGCUUCCACAACUUGCAGGGAUGCCUCUGAAGACAUACCAACCAGCAGAAAGCCCUUCUUUUCAGCCAAAUGCCCUUCACAUCCAGGGUUUUUAUGGGCAGCUUCAGACUUUCUGCCCUCCCCAUUAUGCUGACACUCAGAAGGACAUACAAGACAGUGUUUCUUGCAAUAUGGUUCCUCCUGUUGACUGCUCAGCUCUCACAUCAGCAGGCCAGGGAGGGCUUGGCAUUUUCCACGGAAGUUUUUCAGAUCAUUCUGGUAUCAAAGUGUAUGACUUUCCAGUAGGGUCUGUAGGUAUCUUUGGUGAUUCAGCAUGCAGCAUGCCAGAGGACAGCAGUUUCCUGCAAGUGAAUGCAGUGGAUCAUUGUUCCAGCCAGCUUUCUUCUGUAUACACUGAAGGCUAA
Molecule: messenger RNA, 2517 nt
Organism: Camarhynchus parvulus
Lineage: Eukaryota; Metazoa; Chordata; Aves; Passeriformes; Thraupidae
Gene: GLIS3
Product: GLIS family zinc finger 3
Exons: 11
Coding region: 79-2517 (812 amino acids)
Biological process (GO): regulation of transcription by RNA polymerase II
Cellular component (GO): nucleus
Molecular function (GO): DNA-binding transcription factor activity, RNA polymerase II-specific; RNA polymerase II cis-regulatory region sequence-specific DNA binding
Source: RefSeq, a predicted model, not a curated record